Molecule: messenger RNA, 3722 nt
Organism: Gymnodraco acuticeps
Lineage: Eukaryota; Metazoa; Chordata; Actinopteri; Perciformes; Bathydraconidae
Product: Kv channel-interacting protein 2-like
Exons: 8
Coding region: 856-1689 (277 amino acids)
Biological process (GO): regulation of potassium ion transmembrane transport
Cellular component (GO): voltage-gated potassium channel complex
Molecular function (GO): potassium channel regulator activity; calcium ion binding
Source: RefSeq, a predicted model, not a curated record
CAGCAUUUGCUACAUCAUCCACCGAUCAGAAAUACAAUGUGAUUACUUGCCAUCAGACAUAAUUAAAGAUUUACUUUAUUUUAAAGAUUUACUCCGAUUCAUUUUUUAACUUCGGCAGAUGGUCAGGCAAUAUGAUUUCCGGUUUAAUUGGCAGAUGUCGGGUCCAUGUGGAAAAAAAUCAUCUAUUAACACUCAAAGAGACCUCGAGGCAGAGGGCUGAGCCAGUGCUUGGCGGCUGGAUGUAUUUAUCUGGCAAUCAUGUGUUCUGCCGUUUUGGCUCCAAAUGAGUCCAGAGCCACAGGUCAGGAGGGCCACAGUCCCUGAGGUGCAGAGACAACAGGGAAAAACAACACAGAGUCGGUGAAGGUGUAUUGUUUUUCACCCCUUCAUGGCCUUCAUCCCUCAGAUCACUGGCGUUCUUCUAAAUGGGGUGAGAGGACUGAACCUGUGUAAGUACACAGGUUCAUAUUUGCAAAUGUGUUUUACUUCCUCGGUUAGACAUGCCUUAAUUAUGAGGUUUGCUCGCUUUGAGGUGAACUGCUCAGUGGUGACAGGUGUGAUUGUCUCUGGUGGAGGCUUUGUGCAGUACAUCUGUCUGGCAAAUUAUAUUCUACUAUCAAGUGAAAUUAAGUCUUUAAGUCGAUUGUGAAUUAAUCAGACUGACGCAUGGGCUUUUUUUGUCACAGUUUUUCUGAAUGUAACAUUGACGUAUGAGCCAGUCUGAUCAGGGACGCUGUGUGUUCCCAGGGGUCGGCUGUGCUGCUGUUGUGUGAUAAUAUCUCUGUUUGAAGAGGUACUCACGGUCUCUCAUCGCUGAUCCAGGUCAACAGGCAAUCACCCAUUUGAAUAAACAGCAUGAAUCAGUCUGUUGUUGCAUCUGUCCAACGCAUGGAGUGUUUAUUUGGUUUUUACAGGCAUGUGUGUGUGAAAAAAGAAUUUGAUUUUGAAAAUUGCGUGUGGUGCAUGUGUCUAACCUUUGUGCUAUGGUUGGUGAUUACAGGUAAUCCUUCCACCAGCCAAAGCAAAAAAACCAUAAAGCAGCGAUUCCUCAAGCUGCUGCCAUGCUGCAAGCCCGAGGCUGCCCCUUCUAUCAGUCAAAACAGCGUGGAAGAUGAUUUUGAGUUAUCCACUGUGUGUCAUCGCCCUGAAAGCAUGGACAAGCUUCAGGAGCAGACUAAGUUCACCAAAAAAGAGCUGCAAGUCCUCUACAGGGGCUUCAAAAAUGAGUGUCCAUGUGGUGUGGUGAAUGAGGAGAACUUUAAGACAAUUUAUUCCCAGUUCUUUCCACAGGGAGAUUCAAGUAUGUAUGCACAUUUCCUGUUUGAAGCUUUCGACACUAACAAGAACGGCUCUAUUAGUUUCGAGGACUUUGUAUUUGGCCUGUCUAUUAUCCUGAGAGGGACCAUAAAUGACCGGUUAAACUGGGCGUUUAACCUCUAUGACCUUAACAAAGAUGGCUGCAUCACCAAAGAGGAGAUGUUGGACAUCAUGAGGUCCAUCUAUGACAUGAUGGGGAAGUACACAUACCCCUCCAUGCAGGACGAUGUUCCACGAGAACAUGUGGAGAGCUUCUUCCAGAAAAUGGACCGGAAUAAAGACGGCGUGGUCACCAUAGAAGAGUUCAUAGAGUCAUGCAAAAAGGAUGAGAGCAUAAUGCAGUCCAUGCAGCUGUUUGACAACGUCAUCUAGGAACCUGGAUCAGAGUCCCUGGCACCAGGGAGGGGAGUAUGUGUGUGGAUGAGAGGAUUUGGGAUUAAAAAGAGACGAAGAGAAUUUGUGAAUGUGUGAGUAUGUGUGGCCUUUUUCUGACUUGCAAGCUUGUGCUUGUGUGUCUGUUGAGAGCUGUGAGUCCUGAGGACACCGAGAGACUGUCUCCCUCUACCCUGACCCCGGGACAUUUGCCCAGCAACAAUGGAGUUUUCGUGACUUCCAUCAUCAUGCAGAACCUUAGUUUUACCCCGGAGGCACAGAGUAAGAAGGACAGCAGUGGGAUCACAGGCACUGGCACACACCUGUUUUGUUUGAACUGUUAUGUAUUACUACUGAUGGAGGAUCUAUCGCAGCAUGUGCUGGCUGAACUCAGAGGGCGCAAGUUGCCUCCAAACCUUGAUCUAAGAUCACUAUUCCUAUUUCCCUGUGGUGGCUGAGAUUUGGAUUUGUGAAUCCGAUCCUGCCUCCGUGCAUGUUGGUAAAAUCUCCCUGGAGCCGCAAGACUCCACCGGCCAUGAAUAUAGAAAUGAAUCUGCCGCCAUCUUGUGGACGAAAGAGUGAAAGACACUUCUUGAGGAAACAACUGACACAUUUGAGAUCCAAGCAUUUUGGUUUUACAGAUGGAGGUUCAAUCGUGUUGUUUUCCACGAGGAACUGAUUACAAUAUCGCAUGAUGAUGUCACUAAUAUUCAAUUAUCUAUUUACAGAGAUACUCCAAAGUCUGCUUGUCUGUCUGCUGUUCUUAGUCAUUCACAGGUGCCUCACCCUUUGUGUACAUGUGUGUGCAUAUGUAACAGAAAGAGAUGUCACCCAUUUUUCUCAUGUAAAGGGGCAACACCAACCUCCAUUCAUGGGAUUCUAGUAGAAUAGUUCCCAAGCCUUCCAAACUAUUACAGUUCUAGCUGUAGGUGUCGAUUGACUGUUGUACAUUUUCUAGCAUUCCCAUUGCUGUGAUAUUAGGCAGUACAAUGUGGGGGUUACACUAUACUCAACAAGCUGUUUUUAUCAUCCCAGCCUCCUUUGACAAAGGAAAGGCAUACCACAGUCGUACAAAUCUUUCUUUACAUCAAAGGGGAAUUAUUAGAUUGCAGAUUGUACUUGUGAACCUCUUGUAAUCAGAAAUGUUGUGUGGCUGUAGCAGGUUCUACCACUUAAAAAAUAUUCAAAACCCCCGUUGCAUUAAAUUAGGCUCAUUCAAUUUCAAAGAGGCAUAGUAUGUGUGUGCGUGCUGUUAGUGAGAGACUUAAAAACAUAGUUCCCCUACCCGUCAUUCUCUAUUCUCCCUCUCUCUGUUACACCAAAGAGACCAAAUAUAAAUUACAGACGUUUAUAAAGCUACUUUAAAUAAAGACAAAAGGCCCACCAGUGGGUGAAGAUGCUGUAUUGUCAAUAUGACAAGGGGCAAGCAGAUAUAAAGACAUGUAAUUGGGUAAAAUGUCCAUGUGAUUUUCCUGCACAUUACCCAAAAUCAAGUGUAGUUGAGAGUUGUUAACUGACACUUUAUUAGAAAGGCAUGUGAAUAAUUUGCAACCACCAGAAAUACUGUCUAUCUAUCAGGGUGUAAGAAAGAGGCCCUCAAACGUUGAAUUAAUUGGUUAUUUCCUUAAAAUGCAGAGAGACUGACAUGGAGUAGCAAUAAUGUCCACCCCUUAUCAGCACUUUUCCACCCAUUCAACCUCGCAAUCUUCUCAGAGCAGUGACAGGGAGCACUAUGGCCCUGAUGACAAUAUGCACUUCCAGCCCUGCAAUUUUCUUUUUUUCUGUUCUUCAUUUGUUUUCAUCUGGGGUUAAAGUGGUUUGACUCUGAUUGUUCCUUGCCAAUCGUUUUAAGAUUUUAUUCCAGACCACAAGUAAAACCAGUCUAUACCCGCAUGUACUGUGUCUAGAACAAUGAGAACCUACUAACCCGUUGUACUGACUGUCUAGUUAGCUAGCCUCAACCGGUUGCAUAAAGUAUCCAAAAUGUGUAUAUUUUGUACAGAGACAAUAAAAAUCACAGUUACUAUGCAAAA